This is a messenger RNA of Lontra canadensis (Northern American river otter), 4077 nucleotides long. It is a transcript of the gene TAF4, whose product is annotated as TATA-box binding protein associated factor 4. NCBI's taxonomy places the organism in Eukaryota, Metazoa, Chordata, Mammalia, Carnivora, Mustelidae. Gene Ontology annotation, biological process: transcription initiation at RNA polymerase II promoter; DNA-templated transcription. Gene Ontology annotation, molecular function: protein heterodimerization activity; RNA polymerase II general transcription initiation factor activity; DNA binding. The transcript is spliced from 17 exons. Gene Ontology annotation, cellular component: transcription factor TFIID complex. The record is from RefSeq and is a predicted model, not a curated record. The coding region runs from base 1 to 3339 and encodes 1112 amino acids.
AUGCGUGUGCAGGAAUGGAUGUACCCCAGCCUGUCUUUUGAGGAACAUCGAGGAAGUGAGGCCCCACCUGAGGAUCCAGCCCGAGGCGUGGCGCUGGACCAGCACCUGAGAGGACGGGGCGCAGGUGCCGCGGGUCCCAGCCGCCCGCCCUUCGCGCCCUGCUGCUCCGGGCGCGGAGCUCGGGUCCAGAGUCCCGGCCCGGCGUGUGGGACCCGCGUCCGCUGCGGGGUCGGUUCCCGCUGCCCCGAGGCCGCGGCUGUCCCCGGAGAAGGGGACCGGGCAGCCCCUCCGCGCGUCCCGGGAAACCGUCUCUGGGUCCUGAGCAGACUCGCGGCCACCCCCCCGGAGAGGACAGUACCUGAGCCCGUUCCGCGGCGGAGGCGCGGGCGCACAGAGCGCCAGGCCCCGCACUCGGUCAAAGGGAGGAGAGGAAACCGGAAGACCCCGUGCGCCCCGGGCCGCUCCCGACUCCGGACUAAGCGCGCCGCAGGCGCUGACUCAUGGGCACGGGAGGCGGGGGCCGUGCCGCCCGACCCGCUCCCGGGACGCUCGGGCCGCCGCAGGGCGCGGGAACCGGGACGCGCGGGGGGAACCGGGACGCGCGGGGCGCACCGCCUCGCCCGGGAGCCGCGCACCGACGCCGCGAGGCCGGGUCUAGGCGAGGCCCGGCCCGCCCGCAACCGUGCCGCCGACGCCGGCCCCCCUGCCCCCUGCCCCGGCCGCAGCACCGCGAUGGCGGCGGCGGCACGGAUGGGCCUCGGGAGCACGGCCUCCCUCCCUCGCCCGCCCGGCGCUCCCGUCCGCUCCGGCCGCAGCCAUUUUGGAGCGAGCGCAGACAAAGAGAGAGUCGCCGCCGCGGCCCCCAGCGGGCACGGGGCGCGGGCCCCGCCCGCCGCGCCCCUGCCGGCCUCCCGCCUGCAGCCCGGGCCCGCCCGCACCCCCGCGGCCCGCCGGCCCGGGGCCGCCCGCUCCCCCGCCGCGCCCCCCCCCGCGCCCGCUCCGGCCCCCGCGCCCGCGCCCGCCCCGCCGCCCGCCGCCAACAGUCAGCCCGGGCCCGCCGCCGCCGCCGCGCCCGCGCAGGUGGCCAAGGCCGACUCGCCCAAGACGGCGGUGCAGCCGGCGCCCGCGCCGCCGCAGGCCCUGGCGGCCAGCUGCCCGGCCGGCGCGGGGGCCGGCAUGAUCCUCGGGCCAACUAUGCAAGGGGCGCUGCCCGCCGCUGCCGCCGCUGGACUGCCGCCGCCGCCGCCGCCGGCCCCCGGCACCCCCACCGGGCUGCCCAAGGGCUCGGCCAGCGCGGGGCCCCAGAGCCUGCCCAGGACGCCGUCGGCCACCAGCGGCGGGAUCCGGGCCACGCUGACGCCCACGGUCCUCGCCCCCCGCCUGCCGCAGCCGCCUCAGAACCCGACCAACAUCCAGAACUUCCAGCUGCCCCCAGGUAUGGUCCUCGUGCGGAGCGAGAACGGGCAGUUGUUAAUGAUUCCCCAGCAGGCCUUGGCCCAGAUGCAGGCCCAGGCCCACGUGCAGACCCAGCCUCAGACCAGCAUGGCGGCCCGCCCUGCGACCCCCACAAGUGCCCCUCCCGUCCAGAUCUCCACCGUCCAGGCACCCGGGACCUCCAUUAUCACGCGGCAGGUGACCCCAACGACCAUAAUCAAGCAGGUGUCUCAGGCCCAGACGACGGUACCGCCCACCACGGCACUGCAGCGCUCGCCCGGAGUGCAGCCUCAGCUGGUUCUGGGUGGCGCGGCCCAGACGACUUCCCUCGGGACGGCGACGGCUGUUCAGCAGACGGGGACACCUCAGCGAACGGUCCCAGGGGCCACUACCACCUCCACAGCUGCCACGGAAACCAUGGAAAACGUGAAGAAAUGUAAAAAUUUCCUGUCUACGCUAAUAAAGCUGGCUUCGUCUGGCAAACAGUCCACGGAGACCGCCGCUAACGUGAAGGAGCUAGUGCAGAGCCUGUUGGAUGGAAAGAUCGAAGCAGAAGAUUUCACUAGUAGAUUAUACCGCGAACUUAAUUCUUCACCUCAACCUUACCUUGUGCCUUUCCUGAAGAGGAGCUUGCCUGCCUUGAGACAGCUGACCCCCGACUCCGCAGCCUUCAUCCAGCAGAGCCAGCAGCAGCCGCCGCCCGCCUCGCAGGCCACCACCGCGCUCACGGCCGUGGUGCUGAGCAGCUCCGUCCAGCGCACGGCGGGGAAGACGCCAGCCACCGUGACCAGCGCGCUCCAGCCCCCUGUCAUCAGCCUCACGCAGCCCACACAGGUUGGCGCUGGCAAGCCGGGGCAGCCCACGCCGCUGGUGAUCCAGCAGCCGCCCAAGCCGGGAGCGCUGAUCCGGCCGCCGCAGGUGACGCUGACGCAGACGCCGAUGGUGGCUCUCCGGCAGCCUCACAGCCGCAUUGUGCUCACCGCGCCCCCGCAGAUCCAGCUGAACCAGCUGCAGCCGGUCCCCGUGGUGAAGCCCGCCGUGCUACCUGGAACCAAAGCUCUCUCUGCCGUCUCGGCUCAAGCAGCUGCUGCGCAGAAAAACAAACUCAAGGAGCCCGGGGGCAGCUCAUUUCGGGAUGACGAUGACAUCAAUGAUGUGGCCUCGAUGGCGGGAGUGAACCUGUCCGAAGAAAGCGCACGGAUAUUAGCCACGAACUCUGAAUUAGUGGGCACCCUGACGCGGUCCUGUAAGGACGAAACCUUCCUCUUACCAGCGCCUUUACAAAGAAGAAUCUUAGAAAUAGGGAGAAAACACGGCAUCACGGAGCUGCACCCAGAUGUAGUGAGUUACGUGUCCCACGCCACGCAGCAGAGGCUACAGAACCUCGUAGAAAAGAUAUCAGAAACGGCUCAGCAGAAGAACUUCUCUUACAAGGACGACGACAGGUACGAGCAGGCAAGUGACGUCCGGGCUCAGCUCAAGUUUUUUGAGCAGCUCGACCAAAUUGAAAAGCAGAGGAAAGAUGAGCAGGAGAGAGAAAUCCUCAUGCGGGCGGCCAAGUCUCGAUCCAGACAAGAAGAUCCGGAGCAAUUACGGCUGAAACAGAAGGCAAAGGAGAUGCAGCAACAGGAGCUGGCGCAGAUGCGGCAGCGCGAUGCCAACCUCACGGCGCUCGCCGCCAUCGGGCCCAGGAAGAAGAGGAAAGUGGACUCGCCGGGGCCAGGGUCGGGGACUGAGGGGUCAGGCCCAGGCUCCGCGGUCCCAGGCGGCUCCGGCGUUGGAACCCCCAGACAGUUCACGCGACAAAGGAUCACGCGGGUCAACCUCAGGGACCUCAUAUUUUGUUUAGAGAAUGAGCGUGAGACAAGCCAUUCACUGCUGCUCUACAAGGCACUCCUCAAGUAGCAUGGGGCGGGCGCGGCGCCGCAGACGGAGACGCCUGGCACGUUUUUAUAUAUUUGCAGAUGACGCCUUUUGUAACAAGCAAAUGGGAUAUUGUUUAAAAAACAGCCACCUCUUUACAACAAAACAGUUUUAUAUUCCCGUUUCUAAGUCUGCUCUUCAGUUCGGAAGAAGACACGUUUCUGUAACCGAGAACAGAGGCCGUGGGCGCUCUGAACGGACAGUUAACUCUUAACUCAUCUUUGAGUGGCCUUCUUGCCAAACAAGCCAUAUCUAAAAACUGAUGGAAUCGUUUAGCAAAUAAUUAGCUGCCCUCUGUCACCUCGUAGCGGUUUCUACAUUAUUUGUGCAUUUUGUUUUAUUCAACCCAACUUAUUGCGUAGGUGUGUGUCUACAGCAAUGACCUCAUUUCAUUUAUUUUAUUUUUGUAUUAGUCAGUUGGCAAAGCAAACUGAUUUUUUAGACUAUUUAUGUCCCUGUCCCCUCCCUCGCCAGAGUCCCCGAGGAGCACGGAGCUGGUCGCGCUCGCCCGGAGCGUGGUCCCUCUCUGCUCCGGGGCGGCCGCGGUGGCUCUUUCCGAAUGUGCGGUCGGCAUCUGUACAGACGCGUUUUAUUUGCUCGAGUUUGUAAAGCUGUAAAGUUAAAAGAAAUGAAAACCUUUUCAGCAUAAAUAUAUUUUACUUGCACUGUGUUUUUUAGCUAAAAGUGGAAACUUAGAUGAAAUAAAAUCAAAGUUGAGAA